Messenger RNA from Darwinula stevensoni, 555 nucleotides. Lineage: Eukaryota; Metazoa; Arthropoda; Ostracoda; Podocopida; Darwinulidae. The record is from the annotation of a GenBank genome assembly.
AUGCAAACAUCCUGCAUCCCUCUUCUUCUAACAAGGCCCCUUCGCAUAGGGGAAGAUAACGUGGCUUCUGUGGACGUGGACAUCACGUGGCAGGUGGGCUGGCUGCGGAUUCAGUCCUGUUUUGGACGCCAUUUCAUGGUGUUCAUCCUGAAGCGACAGACGGGAUUCGCUGCCUUUGCCGGGUUGAUCGGGUCCAAAGAAGACGCCGGAGGGUUUCUUUACCGGUUGAAACUGAGUGGACGCGAUGGAAAGUUUCUGACAUGGGAAGGAACGCCGAGGGGCAUUCGCGAAGGUGUUCCUUCAGAUGUCAGCAAUGUUUUUUUGUUCGAUCCGUCCGCUGUUGAGGCCUUGGCACAAUAUGAACCCCUAAAGAUUAACCGUAGCUCAGAUGAAAACCCUCCUUCAGUCGAGUUCACCAUUGCUCGCUCGAGUGUAAAAAGAGUGACACUAGUCAGUUCCACCAUAAUUAUGGUUCCAGAUGAGACCCCCAAAGCAUGUCCAAUUCGACAGUGCCUGAUACGUGGGUCUUCCCUCAAGACGGCUCGAGCAGCUUAA